This is a messenger RNA of Drosophila serrata, 1183 nucleotides long. RefSeq names its product tetraspanin-7. The record is from RefSeq and is a predicted model, not a curated record. Lineage: Eukaryota; Metazoa; Arthropoda; Insecta; Diptera; Drosophilidae. Gene Ontology annotation, cellular component: plasma membrane.
CAUCAUUCAGUUGAUUCACGCCGCUGAAACCCAGCGGUCAGCCGCCGAGAGAUCUUGCCGUAUCGCAGCCUCGUAUCUGACGGAUGCGUAUCCGAAACUGGCUAUUGAACAUCGCCAUAUACGUAACGUUGCGCCCAUUCCCGUUGACUUCGCCAGUCGUCUUCCGUUGGAAUCACAGUAAACAUGGGCCUGGCCUCCACCACAGUGAAGCAUCUGCUGCUCCUGCUGAACUUUGUCUUCUCCGUGCUCGGACUGGCGCUGAUCGCCUUCGGAAUUUUCUUUUUGAUCUCCGCCGCCGAGAAUGCCGUCAGCAUUGGUGAGAACGUCGCCGGCGGCCUCAUCAUUGGCCUGGGUGUUGUCAUCCUGAUCAUAGCGGUCUUCGGUUGCCUGGCGGCCAUCCAUGAGGCACCUGUGCGGCUCCUGAUCUACGUGGGUGCCGUGGUCCUGCUGAUCCUGGCCCAGCUACUCUUCCUUAGCAUGGCCUCGCAUGGGACCAAGGACGGCAUCUCGGGCAGCAUCAACGAGGGCUUCGAACGCCUCUGGGAGGCGGAGCGCAACGAGAGCGGGGCCCUGGCCUACUACGAGAACUGGCUGCACUGCUGCGGAGUGAACAGCUCCGAGGACUACUGGAUUAUUCACCACGCCAUCCCCAAGAGCUGUUGCCUGGACAACAAGUGCGUGGACCAGUCCAGUGUCUACAAGGUCGGCUGCAAGGCCGAGUUCACCGAGUAUCUCGACGACAAGUUGCUGGUCUUUAAAAUUGUGUGCUGGCUGCUGGUCAUCGGAGAGGCCGUGGGAGCUGUCUUCGGUUGGCUGUUGUACAGCAGCGUGAAAAACCAGAGCCGACGGAAUAAUGCCGUCUGGAUGUGAAGCUUUAUUUAAGUCACCUAAUAUAAGUAUUAAAAAAUAACCUUUAAUGAGAUUUUCUCUAAUCAAUUGUUGCCGCAACUGUUUAUUUCACUUUUCUAAAAAUGAUGUAUUAUUAAUUUCCUAAUGGUUUUAAAUAACAUGGUAUCAUCAUAUUAAUGUUUAUAACAGGACUGUUUAGAUUAAUCAUUAGGCCUUCCUUCAAUUAUAAAAUCUAUAAAUUUAAUUUAAUAUUUAUCGAAUUUGUUAUCUUGCUUAAUUGUGUUAAACCAUCUCAAGAAAUACUUAUCUAAACAAAUAAAAGAAAGCCGCGAAA